Messenger RNA from Wickerhamiella sorbophila, 1365 nucleotides. RefSeq names its product Zinc-regulated transporter 3. The coding region runs from base 1 to 1365 and encodes 454 amino acids. The transcript has a single exon. Gene Ontology annotation, cellular component: membrane. The record is from RefSeq and is a predicted model, not a curated record. Gene Ontology annotation, molecular function: zinc ion transmembrane transporter activity. NCBI's taxonomy places the organism in Eukaryota, Fungi, Ascomycota, Dipodascomycetes, Dipodascales, Trichomonascaceae. Gene Ontology annotation, biological process: zinc ion transmembrane transport.
AUGGAUCUAUCGGCGGCGCCCGAGCAAGAACCCCGGGACCUCGUUUGGUUCUACCUAGCAAUCGGUACGCUAACGUCGGCAUUAGGCUGUUCAAUUAUCUGCUGUGAUGUAGUGUGGAACAAAUUGUUCCCCAAGGCCCAAUUCUCCAUUCUAGAGGGCACAGGAUUCCAAAGCCGAGCCUUCAGUUUGUCUGGUGGCACACUUUUAGCGGCAUCUCUGUUCAAACUCCUGCCUCAGGCGCUUGGAUACAUUCAAUCCGCGCUAGAGGACGAUCAAAAGGCCAAUGUCUACUUGUUUGUGGCCUUUGCAGUUGGGUUAUCGCUCUGCUGGCUGCUCAAUGCACUCGUGCACCUGGUCACGGCGAAAAGUGUCGUCCAUUGUGCGCAUGACAUAGACCAUGCGUCUGCUCAAGAGCAAUCAAAUUCACGCUCGUAUUCUAGCAUUGAACCAGCUGCAGCUCAUCAGCAUGCCCAUUAUCACAGCCACAGCAUCGACCACGAGGGGACUCAAACGGACCCUAGAGGUCCGAUGUCUAGGCGCAGCAUGGCAAACCUGAUGGGAUUCGAUGAGAACUCGCAUUUGCUUGAUCAGAACAGUGUUCUUGUGCAUCAUCACGGUGUUCAUCAGCAUUACAAGUUACCUGACCACGGCCAGUUUUCCAUCGCACCGCCGCCUAUGCUGCUCACGGCGACCACGAAGAUUCUGCGAUGCCAUGAGCCGGGCUCUUGUCGCGGGUUCUUGUCGCUAAAAAGGUGCUCGAAAGACGUGCAUGAUAGCCACUGCACCUGUGGAGAAGCUGACAAUGAGCUCGGGGUUUAUAGUGACAUGAGACAAACAGAUUGCCCCGAGGACGAGGCAGAUCCAGAGUUUCAUCACCACCACGUUACUACCGAGAGUGGCCAGCUCUACUCUAUUGGCAUUCAAACCGCAAUUGCCAUCACGGUUCACAAGUUCCCUGAAGGCUUUCUACUGUACGCAACUAACAAGGCGGACAGUUCACUUGGCUUCCAAGUUUUCACGGCAUUGGCAUUGCACAAUUUCACCGAGGCAUUCUCGGUCGCCUCUCCACUCUACGUUGCGUUGAGAAAUCGAGUAUUGGCUCUGAUCAUCUCCAUCGUCCUAUGUGGUGGCUCUCAGCCCCUGGGAGCAUUGGCAGCAAAGUAUGUGCUAAAAGACAAGAUUGUUGACUUGAACUCUUCAUUAGAGUUAGGUUUGAUGGUUGCAGGAGUAUCUGGGUUCAUGACUACAAUCGGUAUCCAAAUGGUCGCAAUGCCUGCAUUUAUGAACGGCAGCAAGAGAGUCACCGUAGCAUGGACAACGCUUGGUGUUUUAUUCAUUUUGUUCACCAAUUGUAUAUCGGCAUAA